Messenger RNA from Suillus subalutaceus, 456 nucleotides. RefSeq names its product ribonucleotide reductase. Lineage: Eukaryota; Fungi; Basidiomycota; Agaricomycetes; Boletales; Suillaceae. Gene Ontology annotation, biological process: deoxyribonucleotide biosynthetic process. Gene Ontology annotation, molecular function: oxidoreductase activity. The record is from RefSeq and is a predicted model, not a curated record. The transcript has 2 exons. Bases 1 to 456 code for a protein of 151 amino acids.
AUGCAUGACAGCACGCUGGGCAAUACCUACGCAGUGUAUAACCCCUUCCCUGGGCCAUACUACCCAGACUAUCAUAGCAGUACCUACGCGGUGUAUAACCUCUUCCCUGGGCCAUACUACCCAGACUAUCUCAGUGAAUUUGGCGCUGCCAGACAAGAUUCUGCUCAGUGCAAAUACCUCUUUGAUGCCAUGGAUGUGAUUUCCUUGCUCACUUCUCAUCGACACUUACAUCAAGGAUUCUGGGCACUCAAGUGGAUAUCUGAUCAGCAUUCCACCUUUGGUGAGCACCUGGUUGCUUUCACUACCAUCGAGGGCAUCUCUUUCUCUGGUUGCUUUGCGUUUUUUUUCUGGCUCAAGAAGCGCAGUCUCAUGCCUAGUCUUACAUUCUUCAAUGAGCUCCUCAGCCAUGAUUUAGAUGAGGGUAUGCAUACCAACUUCAUUUACUUUCUACUAUAA